CACUCUAGUAAUAGGCAUCUGCCUGCGUAGUAUGCAUACUACAUAUAGAAUUUGUGAAGCAUAUUCACAUGGGCAACCUCUGCCUGUUGGCAGCAAAGAGUAGCAGCGGCUGAGGCAGCGGCAGCGACGGUAUGGCAGCAACAGCGCAGCACGCCCAGAGAAACGCUGAAACGCUCGACAAAUUAUUAUUUAGUAUGGUCGCCACUUUGGCCGAGUAGUUUUCUUCUUUUCUAGUGUUGUGUGUUCAGCUAUUUCGUGGUGGUUUGUUAGAAUUUGCGCAGGAAGUUCUGGCGGGUAAUUAGAUAUUUUGAAGCACUCCACGAUAUUCUGCCUUGCAGCCGAAGCGUAUGGCUAGAUCGCUGGUGAUGGCAAUGCUGUUAUUUUUGGCAAUCUGAAGAUUCAGCCCGACUCUCACCCCCACUGCUGUUUUCAAAGUGUUAGGGUAAAGGGAUGAAGGCUUGAUUAGUUCAGUAACCCGUGUCCACAUGUGCCUCAACGUAUCAACCACUGAGAUGCAGUUGUUAAAUGAAUAUCUUCCGUUCUACAUUGGAAGAGCCCCGGGCCCUUGAAAGGUGUCAAUUUGUUAUAGAUACAUAGAUACAGAUAGCGACGUACUAACAAGUAUCUAAGCACGAUAUGGAGCCGACUUGGGCUCCAUUGCUGUAUUGCAGAGUUAAAGUUGCAGAGCGUUACUCAUCAACAUCAUACACUUAUUGUUGGCGUUGUUGUUGCUAUUACUGGUGGCUGUUUGUUGAUAAGGUGUUAAGUUGAAAAUGAAAAGUUGUACGGCGGCGGUGACGGCGGUGGUGACGGCGGCUGCAAAACGAUUACACUUUUUAUCUUUGGUCUGCGCGCAUACCACUCGAAAGAUUACACAUGCUUUAAGGGGAAAUUUUUAUAAGAAGAGAUUAAACAAUGAGGUCUGCAUGCACAAGUCUAUUGAAGGAAUCGAAGUUUUAUCUAAACUGUUUAUUUAAUUUCUUUAACUUGUAAUCGUAUCUCGGUCUGAGUGUGAUUUCCAAAAUGGGUGAAACAAUGGAAUCAUGAGCGAAAUAUGAAAGAAUAGAUUAGCCAACAGUUAACAACAGUCUUCUUCGGUAAACAGAAGUAUGAAAAAAUGUUAUAUCUUGACAGUAAGAUGAAGAAAUAUUUGACCGCAAUCGAUAAGAAGGAAUGCUGUAUCGGCUUCAAACAUCUAAGGUUGGACGUGCGCGCCGUGCUACGCUGUCUCAGCUGCUGCUCCGGCUGCUCCUACCCUGUUUUUACGCUACACCAGCCUCAAAAGACUCUAGCCUCCUCUGCUUCGGCUAGAUUUCCCUCAGAUGCUCCAAGUUCUUCGUCUUCUGAACUUUGCGUAGUCCACCAGUCUUGUUUGUCACCAGUGACCGAUAUUUGGUUGCCAUAUUUUACGCGCUUACGCGAUAUUGUGCGGAAUAUGUGCAGACUGAGAAACGCGCUUCUUCAAAGAAAUUGCGGUGACGACGGGACUGAAGAAGAUUCGCGUGAAGAGUUGUGUAGGUGGGUGGUGACGGUAAUGUGGUGACCUUGUGCAUUCAAGCCUCGGAAGAAAAUAAGAAGUGAGAAUUUGAGAAUUGUGUUUAUCAUUAUUAGUGGGCAUUCCGCUGUAAGGUGUGUGCUUAGUGGUCGCUGAUCAAGUGCGAAAAAGUGAAGGUGACUCGAUAUCUGCUGCGUUUAAACGAUGAAAACAAGAUUGGUUUUUGUGUUGAAUGACUUGACGUCCUAUUCCUGUUAAAAAAUAUCUUAAGAUUCCAUUCAUUAAAACUUGGACCACCCGGUUGAGAAGCUUAAAAGUGUGCACCACCAGGUUCCGAUCUGGGGCCUUCUAUAUUUCGGUAUACCAAGAGUGCACUUCUCCCCCAAAAACACGUUCUGCAUAAGUGACCUAUUGUGCUGGUUGUGGAUCAUCAGAGACGAGCAUGCGUACUAUAUACCACACUGAGGGUACCAUAGUUUGUGGAAUACGAGUGCUAACAACUUGCGAUUAUAAUCGAAGUUAUAUCAUCGGAGACCGUGGAAUUGCAUGAAUUGAUUGCUGGCUGUGUUAAGCUAUUCCCUUACCUCUGCGUCUCACUUGGCAGCCGUUACCGAUUUCGCGGUCUCUCACACAACACCGCGCCUAACUUUGCGCCGCCUGUGCCGCUUCUAGCGGUCUAGCUGGUGCAACCGCUUGACUUCAGAAUUAACCCUGCAUAAGCCCCAACAAAGCGCAGUCAUACAGGAAAGUGCCUGUGUGUGUAAUGGAUGGACUGUGAUCCCUUGGUCUAAAUUUAAAGUAACAUCGGUUUGAUAAUUUGGUUAAACAGAUCAAAAAUUUACCGGCAAUUGUUAUAAACAAUAAAAUCAAGCAACCGCGCUCAACAUGGAGGUUCCAUCGAUGGUGCAGCGUUCCGGCAAUACUCUCAUCGUUCGGAGCGUCGUAAGCGGCAAUCCAUUGUUUGUGGAUUCAGGAAACGGGAAUCUUUUGAAAACAUCCCCGACGUCCUCUCAGAAUGCAAAUGUCGCAGAUACCAAUGCCUACAAUCGAGCAUCGCGACUAGAUUAUGAUGCCGAAGCGAGUCCGCCGAAUGUAAUCGAUGAAUUUGAUAAUCCCAUGGCAUCGUCAGAAACAAAAGACGAAGGACUGCCACAAUGUAAAAUCAAAAGGAAUUAUUCGUGCAGCACAUGUUCAUUUUUCACGCAAAAUCCACGUCUCUUCUUAACGCAUUUGAGAGAUUCCCACGGUGAGAAAAUAGUAAUUAAUGAGUGUGAACUGUGCUUGUACGCCUCUAGACAUUAUCAGAAACUGGUGCGACAUAUGAGGAUGGUGCAUGGAUCAACGGAAGGAAUCGAACAACAUUCCCAAGCGAGAAAACGCCAAUCCGGCAGGGAUCAUCGCAAAAGGAAAAAUGAGUCAGACAGCAUCCAUCCCCAAUCGACUCCAGCAUCACCACAAAUAUUAAAUGCCGUCGAGAAGUUCGAAGAGCCCAUUACGAUACCAGACGAAACUCCACAGAACCGGCUUUUGAAGUGCAGCAUCUGCGAGUUCACCACCUUGUAUAGAGCCCAGCUGGUCGACCAUGAGCAAGAUGAACAUUACAAGACCAAGUUCUUCCGUUGUGAAAAAUGCAGCUACGUGACCCAUAUCAAAGCGCGUUUCAGCAAACACGUGAAAUAUCACUCCAUGCCAAUGAUAAAAUGUGUUACUUGUGAUUUUAGAACGCCAUAUAAGUGGAACUUGGACCGGCAUAUGAAAAAUCACGGCGGUACAGGACCUUACAAAUGUGCAGCUUGCAAUUUCACUGCUGACAUCAAGCAAAGCCUGACGGUCCACGAAAUGAAUCACCACGUGCCACCCGUGGGCCAUGCAGCGGGAAUGAGUUUAGCUCGUCGAAAGAACAAAGUUGGUGCAACAGACAUUCCCGAAGAACUUCUAAGCGAGAACGGCGAUCUCUCCGAUCCUUAUAAUAACAACAACAACCUCGUCGACAGUUACGAAGAGCCGUAUGAUAAAAAAUUCAAAAUGGAAGAGGACGACCAACCCACAGAUUUAUCACAGAAAUCAUCAAUGGAAAGUCUCAAAAAACAAGCUCGCCCUAUUCCAAAUUUAAUUCCCAUUCAAGCAGCAAACAAUGCCUUAAAUCUGACCAAAACUUUCUACGAAAUGCUGCACAAAAGUUCAGUGGCGAACAGUUUUCAGUCUUUUUUAGCGGAAAACGGGGAAAUAACAGUGGAAAAGGUUGAGCCCCCACAAUUGUCGCCCUCUUCCAGUGCGUCAUCUGGAAACAGUAAGAAAAAAUCUACAUUUUUCGAGCAACUAAAGCAAAACGCAACAUUGAAUAAAAACGAGAGCUUGAUUUGUGACUGUGGUCAUAUGUCCAAGUGCCUUUCUGAGUCGAUUCUCCAUCAGAAGUCACGUUGUCGAGAGGAGCAUGACAAAGUUUCCAGUCCAAGUCCAAUAAAUCUGUCAGUAAACAGUGGGUCCACUCGAUGUCAAUUUUGUCGUCAUCGAUGCAAGUCUAGUGUUGAUUUAAUAGCUCACAUGAAGAUCUGUACCGACGCUGGGAAUCCACGUCACGAAUCUUCCGAUUCAUCUUCUGAAUCCCAUGAAAAAAAUGAUGACUUGAAUGAAGACAUUAAUGAACGAGUAUCCCCUCAUGAAGGUAAGCAUCCCAUGGAGAAUAGGGUUUUUGUUUGGAACAGUCUCCCGCAACGGAUGGAAAUGGAAAAUCCUGACGAUGGAGAAGACGAGAAGCCUUUGGAUGGGAGCAACAAAUCGACAGAUUAUCUCAGUGAAGACCAAAAGAAGGAGAACAGCGAAAAUAGCUACUACGGUGUUGAGACUGCUCCAGGCUAUGGAGAGGUAACCAAAAAGAUGACACCGGAGGAAGAAGCCGCAAACUCUUCCUUGAAGAAAGUAUACAAAUGUCCACAUUGCUCCUUUUGGGCGUCAACAGCCUCUCGUUUCCACGUCCAUAUUGUUGGUCAUUUGAAUAAAAAACCGUUUGAAUGUUCUCUAUGCAACUACCGCUCGAACUGGCGUUGGGAUAUAACAAAGCAUAUUCGACUCAAAACUAUACGGGACCCAAAUCACAAGAAUGCAAAAGUUCUCAUGAACGACGAGACAGGUCGUCGUAACUAUACAAAGUACAAUAAGUACAUUACCUUGAUGAAAGUUACCGAAGAGGAUGGUGAUCCAAAAUUAAUGAAAUCGGGUGAGAUGACACCGAACCAAGAAGCUUCGCUGUCAUUUUUGAAUGACUAUAAACGCGAAGCAGUUGGAGACUACAAUGGAGGUCAUUCGGAAGCUGGUUCUUCUAAGAAUAUGUCUCCUUUGGAUACGUCGCGAAUAAUUCCGAUGCCAUUCUUUCAUAAUUCCCUUCUUGGUUUGGCGUCUCAACAACAUGAACAAACCAAGCGUAGUCCGCCGCCGUUGCUCAAAGCAUCUGAAGAUAUAUUGGCGCAGAAUAUUGAUGUAAAGCCUGAUGGAUCUGAUAAGAGAACGCUGUAUAAAUGCAGAAAGUGUAAUUACAGGAACGCGAAUCGUGAAAGUGUACUUUCACACGUCAAACAGCAUUACCAGGAGGCCGGUAUUAAUUUUCCUGCCGCCGCUCUAUCCCCACACCUACAAGCAGCUGUAAAUUCAAAUGAGUAUAUGAAGAGUGUUUUAGCCGCAAUGUGCCUUUCACAACAGCAGCAUCAGCUAGCAUCAUUGGGUGAUCCUGCCUCAAUGCAGAAUCCUCGAUCCUUACUGGCAGCCGCUUUACCAACAACGUCUGGACCACAGGCACCACAAAUUGGUAGCCACUCCGUUGCACCAUCAUCAUCUCAUCAAAGUUUAAAUUUAUUGUCAUCAUCAAGUCAACGAUUGCAACAUCAGCAACAGCAACAGUUACCCUUAACAGUUAACCAUAGUAAUAAUAGUAGCAGUAAUGUCAACAUCCACCGCACUCUAAGCAGCAAUAAUCACAACAACAAUUCAAAUGUGGCUAUUAUACCAGCCUCAGCUAUUGCUGGAUCAUCAACCAGUGCCACAAUGAUUGGAAAUAAUUGUCCAACAUCUACCGCCAUCACCAAUAACCAGCAUGGUUCCGCUCCGAAUAAUGAGCACGGUGAGGCGGAAGAGGCAAGUUCUGGGGUAGUAACUACUACUGGUUCGGGUGUGACCGGAUGGCGAGGCCCAGCACCCUAUCGUUGUGGCCAUUGCCAUCAGGUUUCAAACUGGAAGCAUGUCAUUCAGCGUCACUGUCGUUUAAAACAUAAUGGUGAUAUCAGAAUCGAAACAAUCGAUCGAAAUAGUGAUAAAAACAUGCCAGUGUAUUACCCUUUGAAUUCACAGCCACAUCCGCAACCAUCAUCGUCGUCUUUCAAUAACAGUGGCAACAGCAGCAACAAUGCUGCCGCGGCUAUCACAGCUGCUUCACCUGGUCCAUCUGGUACGGUCAAUACCAACGUGUCCAACGGGGCUGGCCAAUCACAAAUCUCUUCUUCGGAUUUACCAAAACACAAGCUAUACGGUGGGUCUUUCGUUGGGUUACAGCCAACUACUAGCUCUGAAGUCCUUAAAGAUUCGGAACAAGAAGGACAAGCUAGUAGUGGCGGAGCGAGACCACGUCAACAACAAUGUCCGCUUUGUCCAUUCGUUUCCGAGAGUAAAUCUCAAAUGAUGUAUCACAACAGCUUACAUAAGUGUAAGGCGGAUUUCUAUCAGUGCCAAAUAUGUGACUACAUAUGUUCAAAGAAGCAGCUUCUUAAUCAACACAUGAAAAUCGCUCAUGAAGACAAGCCUGAUAUUGAAAUUGACCUUUCAACAUGCAACAAUGACACCAUCGGAAGUCAGGCUUUAUCCUUUUGUCCACGAUGUCCAGCGCGAUAUAUUGGAAGCAAAGAUUUGAAUUUGCAUCUUAAAAUGCAUAACGCAAACUAUUCACAUAGAUGUGGACUUUGUUCCUACACAGCUUUGCAAGAGCCAUCGUUACUUUCUCAUUCAACAGUUCAUUCCCAAUCGUACGAUGAAAAGACCACUAAAUUACUACAAAAAUUCACAGAGGAUAUUCAUUAUCCUCGUCCGAAACUGACUUUGAUAUCACUGAAUUCCGACGAUAAAGUAUGGGUAGUUGAAAGAAAUACAGAGCCUGACUUAAAUGAAUCAAAAAAUCCAUGUUCUGAAGAAGAUGUUGAUAUUGACCGAAAACCUUCGCUUUUGAAACAGCAGCUUGAGUUGAAUGGAAGUGACACCAGCAGUCAUGGUGUUGAUCACCCUGACGAAUAUUCAACUAAAAAAUGUCCUCAUUGUCCCUAUGAGACCAGCAGGAGUGCGGCUGACCUAAAACUACAUUUAGAAAAUCACAUAUGUGUAUCAAGCAAGAAGCAUUUUGCCACAUGCCUACAUUGCGAUUUUUCCGUUCCUGAUGAACGCACCCUCAAGGAGCAUACGGCCCUACACUUUAAAUCCAUUAAAAACAACGACGUCGCUUUCUACACGUCUUAUGAAAAUUUGGAACUUAAUCUUGUCGAGGAAAGUGAUGACGAUCACACAAAAGAAGGACCCAGGACGGGAUCGGUGGCGAAUAGUAUUAAGAAGGAGAGGCUUUUGCUCAAAACUGAUGAUGCGAAAACAAAUGGCCUACUGGAGCGCCAAAUAAAGGGUGAUCCACAAAGUGUAACAAGUUCAAAGGAUGGUGGUAGUUUACAUCGUAAUGACGACGGUGAUAAUGACGGCGACGGGAAUGGUGAGAAACAAAUUGUGGUUGCUACAACUGGUGAAUUAUUAAAAGUAAGAAAUACUAGUAGCGUGUAAAUCCAGAUGAAUUUUUCAACAAGUAUGGGAGUGCGCUUUUGCAGUAAAGUUGAGAUGAGAUCAGGCACAAAAGAUAAAAAAAUUUAUCUUGAAUUUGCAGAAGAAGUUACUCCAUUGCCCUUGCAUUAUAAGUAGAUACGUGGAUACUAACUCAUCUUUACUGUAAAAAGGCAAUUCAAUUUUUUUCUAGUAUGUAAGGACGUUACAAUUUAGUCAUCUUGAAUAGUUGUUGUUUUGUUUUUUCUUAAUAUUAGUAUUUGAUUUUUUUCUAAACGAAGUUUUUCUAUACAUUUCAUGGACACAUCAAAAUAUUAUAAUGUAUUUAAAAAUGAGAAAUAUAUAGUUCUUCAUAUUAUAAUACACUUGGAAUAGUGGGGCCAUAUUUAUAGAUCUUAACUAAUUCAAACCUAGAAUAGCUACUGAUAUAAAAAUGCACCAAAAUAUGAUAACAAUGAUUACCAUAGUUACUGGAAGUAGUCUAUAAUUUAAUAUCACCUGGAAAUGAGGUAUUUUAUUUUGGUUUUUCAGUUAUUCAUGAUGUUUUCUCUGUAUAGCCUUAAGUUAUCUUUACUAAUCUAACAUAAUUCUAAUGAAUUAAAUGAACAGAAUGGAAAUCUGAAAAAGUUAUAUUACAUAAAAAUUGUGUUACUUAAAUGCGAUGGUGGUGUAUUGAAAAUGAAUGACAAAAGGUCACUAUCGCGUGUUUAAUCGAAUAGUGAAUUUGUUAAUCUCUAGAUUGUUGUUGGUAGUUGAAUGAUGAAUGCUAAUGCGAUUUUCUUAGAAUCAAAGAAAUCCCACAGAGUCAAUAACCGAAAAAUAUUGUUGUUACUAAUUUAAUUUUAUAUAUUUUCUAGAGUUUAUACAUUAGGAAAGUGAUUUAGGUAGAUAAGUACAGGGUGAAGUAUUCUUAUCGGAAUAUGUUGUACAAUUGUGAAGGAUUCAUUUCAUGUUGGUGUUGAGCGGUGUCGAUAUUCUCUGCAGUAGUGGUAGCGCUAAACCACCCUCUGGGUAGGUUUAUUUGCGUUUAAAUCUAAAUUUUUCUAUCAGUUAUGGCAAAAGGACCAAAAACGUCGACUGGUUGCAAAUUUGAAUUAAUGCGGGUCAUAAGGGUAACUAAAUUUUAUUGUUUUCCUUCUAUGAUAAAUAGCCUCGACAUGACUGUUAGAAUUAUGUGUUAAAGAUGGAGCUUUAACACAUAAUUCUAACAAUCAUGAACUUCUUAAUUAUAUCUGAGGUCUGGAAAAUGAUAUCCACUCCAUAUGCGUAAUCAGAUUCUAACUUUGUUUAAACAACUGGUUUGUGGCUUCGUGAAUUUCAAGUGGAAGGGUUCCAGUUAUAUAAUUCGUGUGUUUGCGCAACAGCGUUUAUAAUAGUUGCUUAAAAUAUUUCGCUCGGGUUAGCAAAAUCAUAAAUCUACAAAAUUGUUGUAAUCUUGGGAACGACUAUAAAGAAUUAAGUUCUACCGUUUAAAAAUGUAAAAAUGUCUUGUCUAUACUUUGCUGGUUUAGGCAUGAGGAUAGAAUAUCAAUUGACGAUUUUGGAGUGCAAAAAAAAGAUUUAUGUGAUUUUAGCGGCGUGCAAACGUUGUUUGUACUUUUAGAAGUACUAUAAAGUCUUGUUGGGAACACACGGUCAGUCAACAACGACUCCUUAGUAGCUUGAUGUGUUGGUGUAAGCGAGUACGAAACUUCGCCUGAUCCCCAAAAGAAACACUAUUUAUUUAUUCCAACAACCUUUCAUCACUUAAAAAAUAGCUGAACAUAAUUUCUUAUUUCACUGCACUCAACAAUAAUGAAAAUAUUUAAAAUGAGCUCGUCUCAAAACAUGCGGGUGUUCUUGGCAAACGUUGGACGCAGAAUGAGAGCACUUUUUUUUCUUCUGUCAUUCUCCCCCAACUCGUGGCACACUUUCACCGUCUGCUCUACACUCCUGUGGCGAGUUCUAGAAAUGUGUGGAGAGCGCCGGUGGCGUCAUCUGACCGUUCACACUCGCAACGUUUGAAAUAAAUUUCGAAUGCCGCGAAUCCUGCCGCGCCACAUACUCAUUUCUAGCCACUAUUUAUAUACCAUAUUGCAAAGCGAAAGGAUUCCCAUUUCUAGCGGAAACACUUUGCCUACUGAUUCAUUUUCCUUCUGCUUAAAAUUGAGAGCAUUGAUACUGUGAGUUAGUACCACAAAACCAUUUUGGACUUUAAAAAUCUUUAAUCUUUAAAAAUCGGUUGUCUGCUGUUUCAUAUGCAAACAACUAGUAAGACAUUAUUUACGGACUGACCCACCCAAAUGAAUUCAUUUGAUUCCUUUGUUUUUUUUUCGUGUAACUCGUUUGCUGAACUUUUUUUUUGAAAUGACUAAAUCGAUGCUUUUUAAUAUUAUUUGAAAAUAUCUGAAUGAUCUGAGAGGAAGGUUUGGAUGCCACAAGAAUUAUUUUUUUUUUGAGGAUCAUUUGCAAAUAAUAAGGGAUGAAAGAAGGUCCCUAAAUUAGGUAUAAAAUGUUUUGAUCACUAGAUCUAAAAGGGUAUAUGAAUACUUGUUUUGCUACUAUCCCUUGGCCUUGGAUGGCUGUGAAUGGAAGUUCACUGUAACUUUUUUAUAAGGAUCGUAUUGUUUAAUUUUGUAACGUACACCUGUAAAUUUCAUGUUGUGUUCUUUCAAAGUUCUGCAACGGAAAUUGGAUCAGUUACAUCCGGGCGGGUUUCAAUUUUCUAUAGUUGAUUUCGUAAGGUAAACACUUCAAAACUGUCGUUCAUAGAAGAAGUGUACUAUAUUCAGAAGGCACCCUUAAGGGGUUUUUCGCAGUCGGCAUUCUUUUUUCAUAUUUUUUUUGUUUACUUAUUCAAUAGAAUAUAAUUUCAACAUUUCUCCAAAUUUCAAGUCGACACUCGCAGUUGUUUUUUUUCUUUUUAAUUUCUUUUAUGAAAAACACGAAAGAGCACACUUUUCAUAUUAAUUGUAUUGACAGUUUUCUAUGACAACACGUUUGUCCAGAUCCUUUUUGAGGUCGCCCGACCAUUUAUUGUUCGGUUUGUUUGAUUCUUCUUUUCUUUUUAUUCUCUGAACUUAUCUUUAAAAAAACUGCUUUAGGAUUCAACAAGAUUUCAAAUGGACGGAAACAUCUUCUGAAAAUUGAUCGUGUGUAUUUCGAAACUAUGCUCUUCAAAACUUGUUUUAAUUUUUCUCAAGCACUACUAAAUCGAUUUUCAGGUUUCUUUUCUCAAUCGUACGAUCAAGAGAAGUGGAAACUUAAUUCAUACCAGCCGAACCUCUUUACAUAUGAGAAAAAUGCUGAAGAAGAUGACUAAUCUUCUAUUUUUCUUGGGAAAUGUGCAAAUUUGUGAUUUAUCCAUUGUUGUUUGCUAAUAAUUCAUCUUCUGGUAUGAAUUUGCCUGUUUAACUGCUUUUUUUUCAAACCUAGUGACAUUACCUCUCUUUUUUCUUCUCAUUUUUUCUGCAGAAUAGUAGACCUUCGUUAUUUUGUGGGUAAAAAAUGUGUGGAUUCCUCAUAUUGUUACCGAUGCUUUCGUUAAUUUAAUUCAGUCACACCGACUGCCACCUGUCAGUUUAAAUGGCGAAUUAAUUAAAUAUCAGCUUCUCGAAACAUGGGAGUCUCAGGUUCAAGUGCUUAUACAUCCCAGGCUUACCAUUUGUAGCAUUAAUUGUAAAGCUAAUGUAGCUCGAAUCAGGGUCUCAUCAGCAAAGAGGGAUAGGGAUAAAAGUAAAGGUGAAAAAAUAUGGCUGUAAUUCCAUAUCUUCAAACGUUCAUUUUUGAUCUUUGGUGAUCAUUAUGUUCUAAUAAUUAUGUAAAAUCUUCGUAUAAAGGGUCUCUUAUAAAUUUUUGCCAAGUGUAUGAUAUGAUUCUCUUGCAUUGUAACAUGCUUCAGUUGGAUGAUUCCAUCAGCCAAAUUUUCUAGAAUGAGGUUUGUUUUAUCUCAGUUUUGCUUAUAAGGCUUCCGGUUACUGAAUUAGUGUUGGACUUGCAAGUCGUGGAAACAGAUUUAUCUGAUCAAUUUUCUCGCUCACAUUACUCCUCCCUUACAUGCAGCUUAUGGAAUAUAUUUUAUAUUGGCUUCACUCUGCUCAAAUUUUCGUGUGGUUACUUCAUAUUUCUUUAAAAAAACAGAGAAGGCGGCUAACGCUGCGUUAACUAUUGACACUCUUUCGAUCCUGUGUAGAAUUUGCGCAAUCAGCAUCGGAAAAUUUCGUUAAGUUUUGCUCCGAAGGUCGAUUUCUGUUUUGUUUCAUUCAAAUAACCUUAGAAGACUACAUACAGGAGGAGCAAAUCCUGUUUCUAAACGGCCGCAUAUACGCGGAUUAGUUACGGGGAAGUCAAUUGACGCGUGUGUCGAUGAUGCCUACAGGAUGCAUGCAUUGCAUACAUGAUUCCAAGUGGGCGGAUUUUUUCACGCGCAUGUGAUUGACGAACGUCGGGCAUGUGCAGUGCUUUUCUUCCACCACACAAAUACGCCGGCAGACGAAUCUCCUUCUUCCUUUUGUUUAAAUAAAGCUGUCCAUUUAAAUAGUAUUUCUCCACUUUCAUAGCUACAAGCACUCGAGGGGUUUUAUUUUGUUCUAGUUAAUACCUUUCUCUUAGCUACAUCUUUUGGCUAGCAAACCUGUGAAACACCUUUCAGUUUCUCUAGUCAUUGCGCCCAUAGACACUGCGGAGGUUUUAAGCUGAGUAAUAACUCUAUCAACUCCCAAAAAUAAUCUUCCAUUCAGGGAUUGCAUCUUUUAGUUAUGGCCUUCAACCAUUGAACAUUCCUAUCAUUCCACACGUUUGGCCAUAAUUUCUCAUCAGGGAAGGGAACUCCACCCCAAUUGACCAUAAUCAUCGUUAAAGAUGAAGUAUCCUAGUGUCGUAACUAAUCGACGUCGUUUUUUUUAACGUCUUUUCUGUUCAGUUGAGGCUAGACUAUCAAAUCUCACUCAAGAGAUAAAACGGAUCCAGCAUGGUCUUGCUUUUACCAGCUCCAUCAUGUUACAUAGUUCCCCAACAGAAAAAAAUGAAAUGAAUCCAAACGCUCAAGGAGCUUUCAAUGAUCACGAAACCAGGCAGAUCUUAUUUACUAACGAUCGCUAACUGAGCGAAAAUAGGCCUUCGGUAAUACACACCAAUUAUAUACACGUCUCCUGGGCAUUUUUUGGUGGAGUAUAGAGAAUUCAAUGCUCCCUUACCUUCUAUAGCAUUUUUCUUCUAUUUGAUUUUCAAUGAGACUGAGUUUCGGUUUUAAUAUCAUUACCCUUAAUAGGCAAGUGAAAGCCCACAACACCAGGACAGGACAAAAGCAAUCACAAACAUCCAUGACGAAAAAGAUUCAAAUCCGGCCGAACGGGAAGGAGAGGCUGACGUAUAUCCUUUAAGAUUUCGUUUGAUUUGAUAAAUCUUUCGACCCGUAAUUUACUAGUUCGUCGACCCAAACUUCAGCAACAACAUCUGUGAAUUCUUCCAUGCUCAUACAAUUAUACAGGAGAAUGUUACUAAGCAAUUCAGGACAACAGCAUUGCUUCUGAUUGUUUCUUCAUCAUCUGUUUUUGUUAAUUUUCCUAGCGUAGUAAUAGUGUAAAACCAUUUUGUUAUAACCUGCACCUACUAAUAAGGAUAUGAAGUUCUGAUAAGUAAUGGUAAUAUAUCUGAUUUUCCCUAUUUAUAGUCAACACACAAGUAAUUUAGUUUGUUAUAUAUAAAAGUUGUAUCUACAUUUAUUUCAUCUAUUUCCGAAUGUGUACAUGCAGUUAAUCUAAUCAAUUAACGACCUUGUAGCCAUAUCUUAGUCAAUUUUUAUGAAUAAUCUACAAAUAAUAAGUUUACACACAGUUCACUAAUAACACAAGUUGAAAUAAGAAAGUGCAAGAGGAACAUGUAGUUUAUAUGAUUAGAUAUUCUAUGUCAAGUUCGAAAUGGGCGGGCAGUUAGGUUGGAUACUUAUACACAUAGACGAAUAGAGAAAAUAUACAAGGACAGCAGGGAGAAAUCUUAGAAUCUAGAAAAAAUAGCGAAAAAAAAUGUUUGGGUUUGGAUCGGAUGUUAAAGGUUUCUGGUUAAUGAAAAGGGGUAGCAGACAAGACAUGGAAUAGAGUUGAAAAUAUAUUAUCCUUUAUAGUUUCGCGAAAUUUGGAAAAAUGCCGUUUGAAUGGGCGCCUUAAAGGGAUAAUUUAUUACAAAAGCUACAUUUAGUUUCGCUCUACGAAAUAUAAAUUACAAUUUCGAGAAAAAUGAUAUCACACUAUCGGUAUUUAAGGGUACCUUAUAAGUUCUCAGUUUAAGUGAAUUACAAAAAGGGUUAAGAUUACAAAUUAUAAAUUAAACCAUUGAAUAGUGCAAAUUUCUCAAAACAUCUUGGAAUUCCUUCUUUAUUUCAUCAUAGUGUAUGACCACAAAUAUUUUGGAAGAAAAUUCAAUAAUAUGAAUAAGUGUGAUUAAUAAGGGUAACAAAUUAUAAGGAAAUUAUAUAAAUCAUUCAGACAUAUAUUUAUCAAUUUCAAAUUAAUGAUAAAGAAAAUUAGAACAUAGUUUGAACUUUAUAUUUAUGUGAAGAUGUGGAACAUGAAUUCUAGAAGAUAUAUCUAAAAUAAAAUAAAUUUUAUCGAAAUUGGAUACCAGUUUAUAUUAGAGGAAAGAAGAUACAUAUAAAACGGAUGGAAAAUAUUUUACCAAAGCAUAAAAUGCCAAAUAUUUGUAAAUUUUAUUAUUAUACAACAAAAUGAAAUGAAAUAUAUUGAAAUAUUGAAUGUGAAUAAAUGACGGAUGACAGCAAUAAAGAAAACAUCUUUUCGAAUUUCAAAA
Molecule: messenger RNA, 14077 nt
Organism: Hermetia illucens (black soldier fly)
Lineage: Eukaryota; Metazoa; Arthropoda; Insecta; Diptera; Stratiomyidae
Exons: 11
Coding region: 2381-7297 (1638 amino acids)
Source: RefSeq, a predicted model, not a curated record